UCUGGACCCAAAGCAGGAUAUGGAGAAAGAAAUGCACAUGCAGCCCUCCAACCACCUUGACGGUGGCCCGUCGCCGACUUCGAACAAGGCUCUCUCGACAUUGAAUCUAGCGAUGAGAAUCUCACCCUGUUCUCGACCUCCCGAAAAGAUUACCCCCGAGACGGGAGUCCUCAAGAAAGAUCUUCAGCAACUUGAUGCUCCGCCCAGAAGAUCAACGAGCAAUACACCGACCCAGUCAACAAGAUCAAUUUGAGCACCUGGCGCGCGGCUCCCAGAAUACUUUUAGCGGGCGAGCACUGGCUCCCGCAGCUUCUUGUUUGGGUCCCUUUUGUCUGAAACUAUCCGCUUUCGGAAUUCAACACUUGGUGGACGAGGAUAGGUGGCAUUGUGGUGGAGAAAUAUGAGAGGGGGACACUGGACUGUCUUGUAUGAUUUAGGUUAUUUGGGUUUUUCGUCUUCGUUCGCUCUCUUAUUCCUUUCAUUCUUUCUCUCUUUCUCUUUCCCUUUCCUUUUCUCAUGUAGAGGUAGGUAUUCAUCCCUUUUCCAUCUCAUGGCAAAGUCUAGGUCACUUGAGCAAACACGGCGGUCUCACUAGGAGGAAAACAAGCGGUCGUAACCCAGGAAACGGGAGGAUUGUUUGCUCUUUGUUUCAGCAGCAGAUGGAGACGAGACAGAGGAACAAAACUCCAAGACUUCGGACCAUUUACAAGAC
Molecule: messenger RNA, 712 nt
Organism: Neurospora hispaniola
Lineage: Eukaryota; Fungi; Ascomycota; Sordariomycetes; Sordariales; Sordariaceae
Exons: 2
Coding region: 20-253 (77 amino acids)
Source: RefSeq, a predicted model, not a curated record